AUGAGUAGUAACGGUGGCGCAAUCUUUCGUGCUUUAUCGUCUGCAUUUAAGCUUCUGCAAGCUAGAAAACUUGUGUCUGGGUGUCUGGGUUUUGCCGCGUCUAAGGCUCUAGAAAAGGUGACUCUCAGGCAUCGCUUUUUAGACGCAAGUUAUUCGCAGAAGGAGACAUCGAUCGGAAUUGAUACAGUGCGAUAUGCUGAUGUAAGGGUUUCCGGAUUGAGAGAGGAACUGAAAUUUCUUUCCUUGAGCUUGUUAGUGCCUCAGGUUCUGUUGUUUUUCCAGGUUUGGGUUAAGGGGCUUGCUUUCCUAUCCAGCCAUCAUAGAGCUGGCCAUGCAUCAAAGAUAAGUGAAGCAUUGGAUGGGCUGAACAUGUGUUUGAAUGGUACUGAAUGGUGCCAGCCUAACUUUUGCACGUCUGGGAUCUCGGGAGGUGCGAUCGAUUGGAGUGUGGGACUCUCUCGCCUUUUCAAAAAGCGUACUGGAAGGUUAAUCCUUCUUCCAAUGCAAGAUGGUGGUUGGAUUGAGUACAGAGUGUUGAUGUUCAGAUUUGAUGGUGUGACGUUGCAAGAUGGUGAUGUUACACUCAGCAUGGAUUGGCAAAGGUAUCAUUUAAGGUGGCUUUGGAAGAAUUUUCGUGUUUUGCUUGAUGAAGUAUCUUUUACUGGCAAUUACAAUGAGUACUUUGGAUUUGCAACUGAUGUAGAUGCUGUGACCUACUUGAUGCUUGUGAAUGAUAUGAUUCAUGGUCUCUUCCCAGAGGCUGUCACUAUUGGUGAAGAUGUUAGUGGAAUGCCAACAUUUUGCAUUCCAGUUGAAGAUGGUGGUGUUGGAUUUGAUUACCGUCUCCACAUGGCCAUUGCUGAUAAAUGGAUUGAGAUUCUCCAGAAGAGAGAUGAAGACUGGAGAAUGGGUGACAUUGUACACACGCUGACCAACAGAAGGUGGUUGGAAAAGUGUGUUGCUUAUGCUGAAAGUCAUGACCAAGCUCUCGUUGGUGAUAAAACUAUCGCAUUUUGGUUGAUGGACAAGGAUAUGUACGACUUCAUGGCUCUCGACAGACCAUCUACCCCUCUUAUAGAUCGUGGAAUAGCAUUGCACAAAAUGAUCAGGCUUAUUACCAUGGGAUUGGGCGGAGAAGGAUAUUUGAAUUUUAUGGGAAAUGAAUUUGGGCAUCCUGAGUGGAUUGAUUUCCCAAGAGGCGAACAACAGCUUCCCAGCGGCAAAGUAAUUCCAGGGAACAAUCACAGUUAUGAUAAGUGCCGACGUAGAUUUGAUUUAGGGGAUGCAAAGUAUCUAAGGUAUCAUGGAAUGCAAGAAUUCGAUCGGGCAAUGCAGCAUGUUGAAGCAGCCUAUGGUUUCAUGACUUCUGAGCACCAAUUUAUAUCUCGAAAAGAUGAAGGAGAUCGGAUCAUUGUCUUUGAGAGGGGAAACCUCGUUUUUGUGUUCAAUUUUCAUUGGUCUAACAGCUAUUCGGACUAUCGAAUUGGUUGCGUAAAGCCAGGAAAGUACAAGAUUGUCUUGGAUUCUGAUGAUACCUUGUUUGGAGGCUUCAGCAGGCUUAAUCACAAUGCUGAGUACUUCACUUUUGAAGGAUGGUAUGAUAACCGGCCCCGAUCCUUCAUGGUGUAUGCACCAAGCAGAACAGCAGUAGUCUAUGCUUUAGUGGAGGAUGAAGAGAAACCAACCAUCACCGUCGAUAGCUAAGAUAAAGGAUCUUACAACAGGUUCCUCUGAAGCAGGAAUAACAUUAUUGAUCUACAGGAAUGACAAUCACUUGGGCCUACAAUCGAUGUCACAAUCCUUGCGCUUUUUCGCUCAGCACUUUCACCAGCCAAGUCAGCCCAGUUGAAACUGAAAAGGGAAAGAGAAAGAUGUUUGCCAGAUCGCAGAACCAUGCAAAUAUCCUAGCCAGCUCGAACUUUUAAAUCAUACAAGCAAAGUUUCCUGUGGCAAAACCAUUACUGUGUAAAUGCUUUAUUUAGCGUUUAGCAGAGCUAAGUUAUGUUUAUACACGUCCAGAUAAGCAGAUAAGUUUUUGUGUAUAGGCGGUACAAGGAAAACUGCCGUGACAACUGGUGGUGCUUUUUUAAUAAGUUUCAAAAUCUCUAGACUAUAUAUUUUUGUCAA
Messenger RNA from Jatropha curcas, 2127 nucleotides. The record is from RefSeq and is a predicted model, not a curated record. Lineage: Eukaryota; Viridiplantae; Streptophyta; Magnoliopsida; Malpighiales; Euphorbiaceae.